This is a messenger RNA of Tachyglossus aculeatus (Australian echidna), 2441 nucleotides long. RefSeq names its product TSC22 domain family member 3 (gene TSC22D3). Bases 355 to 966 code for a protein of 203 amino acids. The record is from RefSeq and is a predicted model, not a curated record. Lineage: Eukaryota; Metazoa; Chordata; Mammalia; Monotremata; Tachyglossidae. The transcript has 3 exons. Gene Ontology annotation, biological process: regulation of transcription by RNA polymerase II.
CCAAAGGAGGAGGAGGAGGAGGAGGAGGAAGUGAAGCCCUUAGGAGCGGCCGAAGCGGCGGGCCGUCCAGCCGGUGGCUUUGGGGCUCGGAGAGGCGGAGAGUAGGGCGCACGGUGUGUGUCCGGGCCCCCUCGUUCGGGGUGCGGGGGGCCCUCUCCGCCCCCGACCAGGUGGGUUGGGGGAGAGCCGGCUGGGGCCUUCUCUUCCUCCUCGUCCUCCGCGCCCGCGGACCCCCACCACCCCCCAGGACCGGCUUCGCACCUCCGGGGCCCCGGGAGGACGAGGACCGGGAGCACCGAGAGCACCGGGAGCACCAUCGGGAGCACCGGGAGCAGGAGGACGACUCCGACGACGAUGUCCCUGUCGCCCCCCGAGGAGUGUCGCUCGCCCGUCGGACUGGACUGCUGCAGCUGCUGCCUGGACCUGGCCAACCGGAGCGGGCUAGUGGAGGACGGGGGCGGUAGCCCCGCCAGCCCCACCGUCAGCAACUUUCGGCAGCUGCGGGAGCAGCUGGUCUUCGAGAACCUCAACGCCGACAAACUGGACAGCAUCAUGCGGCAGGAUUCCCUGGAGCCCGUCGUCCGGGAUCCCUGCUACCUGCUCAACCAAGGCAUCUGCAACCGGAACAUUGACCAGACCAUGCUCUCCAUCCUGCUCUUCUUCCACAGCGCCUCCGGGGCCAGCGUGGUGGCCAUCGACAACAAGAUCGAGCAGGCGAUGGAUCUCGUAAAAAACCACCUGAUGUAUGCAGUGCGGGAGGAAGUGGAGGUCCUGAAGGAACAGAUCAAGGAACUGGUGGAGAAGAACUCGCAGCUGGAGCGAGAAAACAGCCUCCUGAAGACCCUGGCCAGCCCCGAGCAGCUGGAGAAAUUCCAGUCGCGGCUGCCGUCAGAAGUCCUGGCCCCGGAGACUCGGGCUUCCGGGGCCACACCCUCACCUGAGCACACCGGCGGCUCUGCAGUGUAAGUGGCUCUGCCUUUGGGGUGGGCAGAGCCACUGAACUUUUUCUACUUAUCUCCUUAUAAGUUUUUUCCUCCCGAAGUAUCAUCUCGCAAGGAGAACUUCCCACCUAGCAACAGCUGGUGCCAAGAGAUGUCCCGACUGGGUCACCUCCAGUGACUGCCCCCUCUUGGAGAGGGGCUCUUCAGCACGAUGAGUUGCGCUGGGACCUGACACGGAAGCCCUGCGGGCCUUCCUCCCCGCACGUCCCAGGGAGUGCAGUGGCCAGGGGCUUGCCAGUCCGCCCCCUGGGAGGAGGCGAAAGGUGUUUUCAGGAGGCCGGCGGGGGUCCGGAAACCCAGAGGCAGCAUAGCCGCUGACCCCCGCCUUCUGCGGAAGGGCUGGGGAUAUUGGAGAGGAGAGCCUGCCCCCCCCCCCCCCCCCCAUUAACAUCCCUCCAUCCUCCCAACUGUGCCCGUGUGACCUCGAACUCCAUUCGGUGGGCCUCCUGCUGCAUUUGACUGAAACCGCUCCCCGAAGAAGCCAGGGAGUUGCCUCUUGGAGUGAUCCUUCUCUGCCCUCCAGGGGCUCCAGGAGGGAUGGAUGAGAGACUGAGUCAAGUCAGCCUUCUGUUGACUACUAAGGUUUAGCGUGUGGCUUGUGCACACCACAGCUUUUGGGAUGAUGAUGAUGAUGAUGAUAAAGGCUUUAGUACUGGUAUACUUUUUUUAACAUACAAUUUAUAUACAUAUAUACACACAUAGGGAGAUAGCUAUCUAUAUGGAUAGUCGUAUAUAUGUUCAUUCACACAUCUACAUACUGAUAAAUCUAACCAUCUGUAAGGGGAUUGACUGGCACCUGGUUAUUGGAGGGAGAUUUUAGGAUUUGUAGAAGGCUUCUUGAAGAGGUUGGCCCAGCCUUUUCCUUUCGAGGGGUGGAGGACUGAAGUCAACCAAGGGCCCUCCAGAGAGGCGGAGAAGAGAGGCUGCUGAUGACCUAUAUCAGAUGGGUGUGAACAAGACCGCCUUGCUGAUCAAAAACACUCCUCAUCCUGGGCAUGGGAGGUCAAUUUCUGAACACUGAAGCAAUCCCAAUGCUGACAACCCACUGCCAGAAGAUCAGCUUGGUUUAUGGGAUGAGGUGGUUUUUUUUGUUUGUUUUGUUUUUGUUUCGGGUUAUUUCUUGUUUUUGUUUUUUUUGGGUUUUUUUUUUUUUUUUGGUUUUUUUUUUGGGUCAUUGUUGUUUUUUAAGAGGAUCUUUAGAGAACGAACAAAAUGGAUGUGGGCUGAAGGGAAUGGGCCAGCCUGAGUCCUGAUGGCCAGAGGAUGAGACCGGGACCAAUGGUGGCCAUGGUUAUUUGCUCAGUGAGCUUUUCUAGGGGGUGGCUCGGUCGCAACAGCAGGAAAUGUUUUCUGAUCCCAUCCUGGGGCAUUCAGGAGUGUGCUCUUGAUUGUUCAAAUGUAGACAGAGAUUUAUUGCAAUAAACUUUACUUUUCUAUAAA